This is a messenger RNA of Malus domestica (apple), 4926 nucleotides long. The record is from RefSeq and is a predicted model, not a curated record. NCBI's taxonomy places the organism in Eukaryota, Viridiplantae, Streptophyta, Magnoliopsida, Rosales, Rosaceae.
AUAUUAGAAAACAGAAACCAGUUGUCAGUUGACUGACUCAGACUCUUUUACCAGUCAACCCUUCACAUUUCCACCUAACCCGAAAACUGUAGCUUCUAGAGGAUGAGGAAGGCUUCGUGGAGGCUGGGCACAGGAGGAGCAUCCAUAUCCGCUCCAUGGUCCGCCACCAACUGCCACCGGAUUCGAGCAAAACUGGCCUGAAUCCGACUGAUCAGUAAUUUAGAUCGAAUCGAAUACGAGUUUUCUGUUUUUUGCGUGUAGGGAGUUUACGGAUGCUCGUAUAUCAUGGCAGUGGCGUUGGUUGGAGGGGCUGCGAUAGGAGCACUGUUUGGAGUACUGUAUGAUGUCGUAAAGGAAUCGAUGGGAAGGACUGUUAUGCAGUACAAACCCCUCCUUGAAGAUCUCAAGUUCACACUUGACUGUUUACGACCGCGGAUCAUCCAAGAGAUAGGGGAUCAUAACGUGGCACUGGGUCUCCCAAACGAUGACAUAGAACGUCUCCAACAACAAAUGGAGGAGGGUAUAAAGCUCGUUGGCAGGUUAUCGAAGCUUAGCAUGUGGAACUGCUACGUCUUAUGCAGUUGCUGCAAAUGCUCGAAGCCGAGCUACACCGAUCGACUUAUUCAGUUGGAUAGGUCUCUUAAAGCACUGUUAGAAGUGCUGAGGUUGCAGGAAGCAAGGGACAUGAAGGAGAACUUGCUUUUGAAUAGGAAGAUAUACGAAAAACAAGAUGAAUUGGCAACAAGGCAGUCGGAAAUACUGAAAAUUGCUGGGGAGAUACUGCGAGCGCAGCAGGAAGAUAAGGGUGUGCAAGAGCCUUCAGGAAGUAGUACACAAACUGUGGUGCAGGAGCAAAUUGGAGGCAGUGGUGUGCAGCAAGCGGCAUCAAUAAACAGAGGAGGAGCUGCUCUAGGAGCAGCGUUUGAGGUACUAUUUAGUGCCGUUCAACAAACGAAGGAGAAGACGAGGAUGUUUAAACGCAUCCUGGGACAUCUCGAGUCCAUGCUAGACUCUAUAAAGCCAUUGAUAGAAGAGAUUGCAGAAUAUAACAAGGUAUUGCAUCUUACAGAGGAAGAACUAGAAAGUUUUAGAGUAGAGAUGGAGACGGGUGUAGAGCUCGUUCGCAAGUGCUCAAAGGUUAGUCUUUGGGCAAGCAACAAAAAGUAUGAAUAUACCAACAAACUUCUUGGAUUAGAUGAAUCUCUUCAAAGAUUGAUAAAUAUACUGAGAGUGCAACUAGCAAGGGAUGCGACAGAAAGCUUGGUUUCGGUAACUAAUAUAGAGACGGUGACCAUGAAAAUUGAAGAGAGUGGUAUCAUACAAUACGAUCCAUUAGUUGAACUUCCAUCGGGGUACGGGGGAGAGUCUUCAGGAAGUGGCGCAGAGACAACACCGCAUGAACAAAAUCGAGAGAAUGGUGGACAACAAAUGGCGCCGUCAGGUGAAGGAGUAGGGGCUGCUGCUCUAGGAGCGGCGUUAGCAAGGGAUGUGAGGGAGAGCUUGGUUUCGGUAAGCAAUAUAGAGGCGGUGAUCAAUCAAAUUGAAGGGAGUGGUGUGGUAAAAUUACAAAAUGAGCAAAAUGAAGCUAAAGGUUCAUGUGAAGUGCCCGCAGCCAUGGCUAAGAGUGAAGUACGAUUGAAUGCACUAAGUGUGGAGGGAACAAGGGACUUGACUGAGACAUUGGAUCCGGAAGCGAAUAUAAUGGUAGGGUGGCAAAAUGUUGAAGACAGUUGGGUGGCACAAAGUAAAACUGAACAUCCAUCUCGUACACUUGGACUGGAUGCGAUGAACAUGCAGGUGGGAGCAAGGAGUAUGGAGGAGACCUCUGUAAGUCAUGUAGAGGAGGGGCUAAAGCGAAUUCAGUGCGAAGAAGUAUCCGAACCUGAUGCGCCAUUUAGGGAAUUGAAGGAGGAUGUUCUUAAGGAUGAGGAAGAUGAGGAACUUGAUGUGCAAGUGGAAGAUCAUCAUGACAGGAAGAAGAAAGGAGCUGAGUCUGUGACAGGUGCAAGUGGAGUCAGGAUGGCGAUUUGUAAAGCUGAUGGGUGUGCAGUCGAUCUGAGUGAUGCAAAGGUGUAUAAUAGAAGGCAUACGGUGUGCGAACUUCAUUCAAAGGCUCCACUUGUGAUUGUGUCGGGUCUAAAGAGAAGGUUUUGCCAUAAAUGCAGCAGAUUUCAUGAUCUAUCAGAAUUUGAUGACACCAAACAAAGUUGUCGUAGGCAUUUGCCCUACAUUGAACGUGAUGGUACAUGCACUCAAGUAAAGGACGUAAGUGGUGAUAUAGAUACGGUGAUUAGUCAAAUUGAAUGGAGUGGUGUGGUACAAUCACAAAAUGAUCAAAGUGAAAUUAAAGAUUCAUGUGCAGUGGUCGAAACCACAUCACCAGCAGUUGGAUUGAAUAUAUCGAGUGUGAAGGGAACAAGGGAUGUAAAGGAGACAUUGCAGACCUCAGCAAGUAAUACAGAGGCAGGACUGGAGCAAAUUCAGGGGAAAGAAGUGCCUGAUUUUGAACCUCCGUACGCUGAAUAUAAGGAAACUGAAUACAUACCUUCAUCGGUUACAGUUGGCUUGGAUGUGCUUUUGAGAGGAUUGAAGAGGUUUCUUCUUUAUGAUGAGGUGUCAACGGUUGUGCUAACGGGUCCUCAAGGAAGUGGGAAAACCACAUUGGCAAAAUACUUCUGUGCAGAUGAGGAAGUUAAAAACAUAUUCAAGAACAACAUCUUCUUUGUUCUUGUUUCAAAAAAUCCAAGCUUGAGCCUUAUGGUACAAACACUACAUCAACAGAUUGAACCCAAGGGUUUCCAGAUACCUGCGUUGCAAGACGAAUCAAUUGCACUUCACUGGUUGCACCAAUUUUUCAUGGAAACAGCACUGCACCCAUCAGUGUUGGUCUUGGAUGAUGUUUGGCCUGGAUCAGAAUCCCUUCUUGACAAGUUUGAUGAAUUCAAAACACCAAACUACAAGAUUAUAGUGACAUCAAGGUCUGAAUUUCCAACAUUUGGUUGUCCAUAUUAUCUGAAAUCACUGAAUGCUGAAGAUGAGAUGACUCUUCCUCAUCAAUCCCACACACACAUCGAAUCACUGGAUGAUGAAGACCUGACAAGUGUUUCUCCGCCACCCUCCGUCACAUUUGAUGAUAAAGGCCUGAUAGAUCAUUUUCCUGAUUCCUCUGCGUCCAACUUGGGAGACAGACGCUCUCAUGUUUCAACACCUAUGGGGCCAAUGGAUCAAUUUCAGGAUUCCUCGGCAUCAACCUUGGGAGAUAAGAGCUCGUGCGUUCCAAAAGAUGCAGGGACAAUGUUUCCGCUUGACAACCUCGUCAAGUCUACGCAGACAUAUAUGCAGAAGCUGGUAUUCAAGGUCAAGAAAGAAAAGAAGAAAGCCAUGAAAGCUGUUUCUGGUGUUGAAGAUCUUCUCGGGCGAAAAAAAAAAGAAUCGGCCCUUGAUGUUUAUAUCGACAGUCGUAACCAAUCAGGAACUGCCAAAGGCUGGAAGCUAAUAGGUGCCCGGGAAGCAUUAAGCAUCAACCUCGCGACAUUUGAGAAGCCCCUUCAAAAGCUCACUUUUGCAGAUCUUCUUGAGGCCACCAAUGGUUUCCACGAUAACAGCCUUAUUGGCAAAGGUGGUUUUGGUGAUGUAUACAAGGCCCAAUUGAAAGAUGGCAGUGUCGUAGCCAUAAAGAAACUAAUACAUAUCAGCGGACAGGGUGAUCGCGAAUUCACUGCAGAAAUGGAAACAAUAGGGAAGAUCAAGCACCGGAACCUUGUCCCCCUCCUUGGAUACUGCAAAGUAGGAGAAGAACGGCUUUUGGUUUAUGAGUACAUGAAAUAUGGAAGCUUAGAUGAUGUUUUACAUGAACCGAAGAAAGCUGGCAUCAAGUUGAACUGGGCUGCAAGGAGGAAGAUUGCCAUUGGGUCUGCGAGGGGACUGGCCUUUCUUCACCACAAUUGCAUCCCACACAUCAUUCACAGGGAUAUGAAAUCGAGCAAUGUGCUGGUGGAUGAAAAUUUAGAAGCCAGAGUCUCCGAUUUUGGAAUGGCAAGGCUUAUGAGUGCAAUGGACACCCAUUUGAGUGUGAGCACUCUAGCAGGCACCCCUGGUUAUGUCCCUCCUGAAUACUACCAGAGCUUUAGAUGUUCCACGAAAGGUGAUGUUUAUAGUUAUGGAGUAGUAUUGCUUGAACUGCUAACGGGAAGACGUCCUGCAGAUUCAGCAGAUUUUGGCGACAAUAAUCUCGUGGGUUGGGUAAAACAACACGCUAAAUUGAAAAUAAGUGAUGUUUUUGAUCCGGAGCUCAUGAAAGAGGACGCAAGCCUUGAGAUUGAGCUUUUACAGCACUUGAAGGUAGCUUGUGCUUGUUUGGACGACAGGCCAUGGCGGCGUCCGACAAUGAUCCAAGUGAUGGCAAUGUUCAAGGAAACCCAAGCCGGGUCUGGGAUGGAUUCCCAAUCAACGAUAGCCACGGACGACGACGGAGUUUUUGGCGGAGUUGAAAUGGUAGAGAUGAGCAUGAAAGAAGUCCCGGAAAGCAAGCAGUAGGCCGGGAUAGGCAGAAGGCUGUUAUCGUCAGCUUUCUCAUAAGGAGUACGAGAAAAGAGAGGAGGAAGAGAGAGAGAUUCAUUACGCCCAGGUGACAGCAGUAAGAAAUCUCUCUUCCGGCUCCUCCGGUGGCUGUCCUUGUAUUUUGUUUGUAAUCUACAUAACGAUAAAAGGGAACUAAAGAAGCAAUCAUCCAAGAACGCAGCUUCAGAUGCCAACGAUAUCAAAGGUGUAGAACCAAUACUGUAAAGGUUUCAGAUAGCAAAACAGAAAACAGGUGUUAAUUGUUGUACUGUGUUCCUGCUAGGGUGUAUCCAUUUGCAUUUUCUAAGACAUUCAUUUUAUUCUUAAUUAUCUUUCAGUUUUGGUACAUCCAUUUGCUUUUAGGUU